AAGACAAAAAGGUAUGGAUGGAGGCGGGGGCUACGAAGACAGGAGAGCUCUGGCAGGUAAAUGGCAGAACAUGUUUGCCUCUGAGUUUGUAUCCGAUGAUGGCCAAUUUAGCACAUGGCCCUACUCAUUUGUCGAAAGGAGCUAUGAGCGCACUAGUGUUAGAACAUUGGUUUGCACCUGGAAUUCAGACCCUCUUUGAAAAGUUUGUUCAGGGUUGUCUUACAUGUGCCAGACAUAACCCUGGGAGGUUUGUAAAGACCCCCAAGAAACACACUCCCAAACCCUUGUACCCGUUUCAAAGAGUGCAGGUGGAUUACAUACAGCUACCCAAGGUGAGCACAUAUGAGUAUGUCCUUGUAGCCAUUGAUGUAUUCUCAGGCUGUCCAGAAGCUUGGCCAGUAACUACAGCUACAGCCAAAAAUACUGCUAAGAAAAUAUUGUCAGAGGUAGUCUGCAGAUAUGGUAUUCCAGAGGUGAUAGAGUCAGACAGAGGCACCCACUUCACUGGGGAGAUAAUGGGACACAUACUGAAGACCCUAGGGAUCACACAAGCCCUGCACACUCCCUAUCACCCGGAAAGCAGCGGAAAGGUGGAAAGACUUAAUGGGACAAUUAAAUUAAAAUUGCAAAAGUAUUUAGACUCACACAGUUCUAUGAACUGGGUAGAAGCUUUGCCAGUAGUAUUAUAUGCCAUCCACACUACUCCUACUGGACAAGAAAAGCUUAGUUCAUUUAAAAUUUUGUUUGGUUCUGCACCAAGGACAGGGUUAUAUUUUCCACAGCAGCUGCAAGCAGACUACUCUACCCUGACUUCAUAUUUGGUGGAAUUGCAUGAACAUCUGUCAAAGGUGCAUUCACGUGUUUUCUCUUCUAUACCAGAUCCUAAUUCUCUUGAAGGUACACAUUCUCUGGUUCCUGGAGAUUGGGUAGUCCUGAAGAGGCAUGUAAGAAAGACCCUGGAGCCAAGGUUUGACGGUCCAUAUCAGGUGCAACUGACCACACCCACCGCCGUCAAGCUGAACGGGAGACCAGUCUGGGUCCAUGCAAGUCACUGCAAAAAGGUUCUGAAGACAGACAGUCACGAACAGGAAAGCAGCCCUACAGUUGUAAAUCCAACCAGUUGUGAGAAUAACGUGGAUCAGUAGACCAUCACAAUGCAUGCAAUGCCUUGCCUGUUUCUUUAUAUUCUAUGUUUUUGUGCGCAGAUGAAAGGAGGAAAACAUACAAAUUCCAUUUGGCAACUACAUCAACAGACUGCCAAGCAGCUGAAUACUACUGACUGUUGGAUAUGCUCUCAUAUCCCUGCCAACUACAAGGGAAUCCCUCUGAUAGGUGUUCCAAUCUCUAUGAAUGAUUUGAAUCUCACGGACUAUAGCUAUGAUGUUCAAAUAGAUGUAGAUCACACCUCACAUAAUGCUGUUUCUGAUCAAGGGAUAUACUUAGAGAUUACUGGUAUAAUCUCUCCGCCCACUAUAUGUUUGGGGCCUAUGUAUGUGAACCAUAUAGCUAAGAUAAAGGGCCGUUUUGUCAGUUUACCACAGAUAUAUGUGGGGGAAACAGAUUGUAGAAAUGCUACUCUGAUAUUCAAUAUGGAAUUUAGAAAGACUUCAUGUGACAUAGUGAAUACUAACUGUAAUAGUUUGUGCUUCUGUCCAACUAUGAAAGUUUCUUGUG
Messenger RNA from Bufo gargarizans (Asiatic toad), 1674 nucleotides. RefSeq lists its product as uncharacterized. NCBI's taxonomy places the organism in Eukaryota, Metazoa, Chordata, Amphibia, Anura, Bufonidae. The coding region runs from base 18 to 1145 and encodes 375 amino acids. The record is from RefSeq and is a predicted model, not a curated record. Gene Ontology annotation, biological process: DNA integration. Gene Ontology annotation, molecular function: nucleic acid binding. The transcript has 2 exons.